UGAGCUUCAAUGUCAUUUUAUUUUGUAAUGCAACCGAUUUAGUGGUAGUACAUGACAACAAAAUCCUAUAAAAUAUGUCGAAUUUAACGUCUAGGUUAUCGAGCUUGGCGAGAUGUGCAAAUCAACACAUUCUGGCUUCCUUUAACAUGGGCAGAGCAUCAGUUGUAAGUACAGAGUCUCGGAGACCCAUAUGUUCCAGUGCGAUUAGACAACAGGAGUCGGCCGAGGAGGCUACAGUUACCCCUAAAACCAGUUCCAGAGAGUUCAGUAUAUAUCCACCUAUGCCAGGGGAGGACAGUCCUUUGAGAUGGGGUGGGAUGAAAUUUGAAGAUUUACCAAUUGCUCACAUCAAAGCCACAUACAACAACACACACAUACAGGUUACAGACCACAGUGGACAGUAUAUGGCUAGAACCUCCUGUGGAGCUGAAGGGUUCCGGAAUGUGAAGAAGUCAACACCUAUUGCCGCCCAGACAGCUGGGAUCUCUGCAGCUGCAAAGGCACAGGCGAAGGGGGUGACGUUCGUGCGGGUGGUGGUCAAAGGCCUCGGCCCCGGGCGUUUGUCGGCCAUCAAGGGUUUGACCAUGGGGGGUCUUGAGGUGGUGUCCAUCACAGACAACACCCCCGUGCCCCAUAAUGGCUGCCGCCCCCGUAAGGCUCGCAGGAUGUGAGGCGUAUCACAAGAGCCCAUGGACCCACAAAGCCUCCUACUGCCCGUAGGAGUCGCCAUGCCACGCAACCCGCCUGUGCCAUGCACCUGGGGCACUGGAAAGUCAGCCAUGCCAGUCAUCCAGCCAGCCGUGCUCAGAAGACGAUUCACACUUAAUUGUGCAGUUACAUUCACUGUUUUGGUUGUGUAUAAAUGUUCAUUAAUAAAAAAACAAAAAAUAAAUAAACACAUGUUCAUGUC
Messenger RNA from Alosa alosa (allis shad), 910 nucleotides. It is a transcript of the gene mrps11, whose product is annotated as mitochondrial ribosomal protein S11. The record is from RefSeq and is a predicted model, not a curated record. NCBI's taxonomy places the organism in Eukaryota, Metazoa, Chordata, Actinopteri, Clupeiformes, Clupeidae. Gene Ontology annotation, biological process: ribosomal small subunit assembly; maturation of SSU-rRNA from tricistronic rRNA transcript (SSU-rRNA, 5.8S rRNA, LSU-rRNA); translation. The transcript is spliced from 6 exons. The coding region runs from base 75 to 671 and encodes 198 amino acids. Gene Ontology annotation, molecular function: small ribosomal subunit rRNA binding; structural constituent of ribosome; mRNA 5'-UTR binding. Gene Ontology annotation, cellular component: mitochondrial small ribosomal subunit; ribosome.